UCUUUACUUCAUCCUUCUAUUCCUCUCUGUAACUGUUUCAGUCUGCACUUUCUCCAUCACGACGUGGCUUCCUCGACUUCAAAGCAACCCGCCACGAAGUCAACCCCACCGGAGCUCCGAUCUUGCGUCGUGAAACCCACCCACACAUGAUCUCCAAGAUAAAGUCUUGAAGGUAAAAAAUGAACAAACAAACAAACAUAUAAAAGGAAGAAAGGAGUAUUACGUCAAAGGGUGCCCUAGCAGCAACAGCAUUUGAAAUGUAUAACAAUGUGGGACCGCAACCUGGGGUGCCAAGACCACCAACAAACACACAGCCCAGUCCAUUUGGAAAUGCAUUUUAUGGAGCUGGUUCAGGGCUUAUCCGAGGUGGAUUGGGUGCGUAUGGAGAAAAAAUAUUAGGGUCCAGCUCUGAGUAUGUGCAGAGCAAUAUAAGUAGGUACUUCUCUGACCCUCAAUACUACUUUCAAGUGAAUGAUCAAUAUGUAAGGAACAAGAUAAAGGUUGUUCUCUUACCAUUUCUCCACAGGGGCCAUUGGACACGAAUAACUGAGCCCGUGGGAGGCAGGCUUUCUUACAAGCCACCAGUUUAUGAUAUUAAUGCGCCAGAUUUGUAUAUUCCAUUUAUGGCAUUCGGCACCUAUGUUAUUCUUGCUGGCUUGUCAUUGGGUCUCCAAGGAAAGUUUAGCCCAGAAGCUCUAAGCUGGUUGUUUGUCAAGGGAUUGCUCGGAUGGUUUAUGCAAGUCAUGCUGCUUAAAGUAACUCUGCUUUCAUUGGGUAGUGGGGAGGCACCUUUGCUGGACAUUGUGGCAUAUGCUGGCUAUGCCUUCACAGGAAUGUGUCUGGCUGUUCUUGGGAGGAUCCUGUUGAGUUACUCUUACUAUUUGUUGAUCCUUUGGACCUGCAUGUGCAUGGGAAUCUUCUUGGUGAAGACAAUGAAGAGAGUCCUCUUUGUAGAGAUGAGAAGUCAAGAUUCGAGCAGACAUCAUUAUCUCUUGAUCUUUAUUGCUUUUGCUCAAUUCCCACUUUUCUUGUGGCUUGGCAACAUUACUGUUAAUUGGCUAUUUUAAACUACAUGCUUCUAUACUCUAGUCAGAAACUAAUAUGUUCAUAGCAACUUUUCAAAUGUUUCAGGCAAUUUGGCUCUUAGUUGAUUAUCUUGUUAUAAUUUCAUUCAUUAUAUUCAUAUCACUGACUCUAAUGUUCUUCUCAGACUUAGCAAUGACAACAGUUUUCUUUGGA
Molecule: messenger RNA, 1239 nt
Organism: Mangifera indica (mango)
Lineage: Eukaryota; Viridiplantae; Streptophyta; Magnoliopsida; Sapindales; Anacardiaceae
Product: protein YIF1B-A
Exons: 6
Coding region: 258-1067 (269 amino acids)
Biological process (GO): endoplasmic reticulum to Golgi vesicle-mediated transport
Cellular component (GO): endoplasmic reticulum-Golgi intermediate compartment; COPII-coated ER to Golgi transport vesicle; endoplasmic reticulum membrane
Source: RefSeq, a predicted model, not a curated record